UCCGGGCGUAGCAUAGUCACUUCAACUUCGCAAGGUGGAGAAACCAAACACAUCUUCUUGUGUCCCUUAUUUAAAAUUCACCUUAUCCUACGUGCAAAUCCUUAAUACAGACGAAUGAUGACGACCUUCUGCUUCCAAACACAGCUGGUGUCCAUCAUGGACGCGUUAUCCAAAGCGGCCGUGACUGAAAUCGGCAAACUGGUGGACAUCGAGUCAAAGAUGCUGAAAAUCGAGAUCACCCGUGGGCGGAACGAAAUCGCUUCUCUGACCGAGAAGCUGCAUCUGAUGGAGACUUUGCUGCAUAUGGCGCAACGGGGCAGGCAGCAGGACGUCCGAGAAGGGUUAGAAAGCGUCGUGCUGGAGCCUGACAGAGCAAGACCUCCUUCAAAAAGUGACUGUGCAUGGGAGAAGAUGAGCUCUUCACCUGAAACUAGCACUUUGCUCCAAGACGAGCAACAUCUCCCAGCCCAGUUGCCAACAGAGCAGACUGAGCUGUUGGUGGUAAAGGAGGAACCCGCAGAGGUGUUCGACAGCGAACCAGAACCGGAUCGGACCAACAACACCCAGAAGAUUCCAGAUGCGAGCCAGCGCCACAAACCCGUCCCCGAACGCCACCUUCCCGUGGUCCUCGACUGCUUCGUGAGCCUGAACGAACCCGAGAGGAGGGACGCGAACGUCAACCCGCAGUUCGCGCACGCAAACCACGAAACCGACAAAAGCGCGGUCCCGACCAACUCGCACCGUAACGGCAAGAUGCACCACGUCAGGACUUCCCCCGCCGCCAAAAGGUUCGGCUGCUUACAGUGCGGGAAGAGUUUCCGCUGCUACAGCCAGCUGGAAAUCCACCAGAGGAGUCACACGGGAGAAAAGCCUUUCCGAUGCACGCUGUGCGGGAAGAGGUACGCGCAGAAAGGCCACCUGUACACGCACCAGCGCACGCACACCGGGGAGAAGCCGUACCGCUGUCCCAUUUGCGGCAAGGGCUUCAUCCAGAAGUGUACCAUGGACAUGCACCAGCGCACCCACACGGGAGAAAAGCCCUUUGUGUGCGUGCAGUGCGGCAAGGGCUUCACAAAGAACUGCAAUCUGAAAAAACACCUCUUGGUGCACCUCGAGACCGAUUUGCAACUCUACGGAAGUAACGCCACGCUGAGCGAAACGUAUCUAAACGAAACGUCGGCGAACACCGUGCCCAGUCUUACGUAAAUCGGAAAUAAAAGAACGAUCUUUUUGUUUGUUUGUAUGUUGUAUGUGAUGACAUUACACCAGAGCGUAUCGAUAAUACCGUAAUAUUAAAACUAUAAGGCACACCUGCGUAUACAGUGUAUCACAAAAGUGAGUACACCCCUCGCGUUUCUGCAGAUAUUUAUAUCUUUUCAUGGGACAACACUAACAAAAUGACACUUUAACACAGACAUGUUCAAAGUCCGGCCCGGGGGCCAAAUGCGGCCCGUGGUCAGAUUUCAUCCGGCCCCCAGCCUCUGUCAUAAAAUCAAUAACGUCUGGCCCGCACACUGACUUAAUAAAUUGGUCAGCAGUACUGCUACAAGCAUAUGAAGUAGCUUACACACUAAAUGCUGCUCCUCAUUUACCAACUAAAAGGGAGCAGCACUCUUAACAACAUUACCACAUGUGAACCUUUACUCCCAAUUUUCUAAAAUGGCAACAAUCAACAAAAAAAAAAGUUGACUGCAACGACUGGAGCUUCAGGGAUAGGUGGAAACUGGACUAUUUCGUCAUUAAAAUACGCAACGACUGUGUCUGCCUCAUUUGUAAAGAGACAGUCGCUGUUUUUAAAGAGCUCAAUAUGAGGCGAUAUUACCAAACAAGACACGCUGACAUGUACGACAGGAUUACAGGGUAGAUACGUAGCGAGAAAUUGAAGAAACUGGAAGCUGGUUUAAUUUCACAGCAGCAGUAUUUCGCAAAAGCCAGAGAGUUGAAAGAGAACGCCACAAAGGCUAGUUGCAAAAUUGUUGAAAUUAUUAAUCAAAAAAAAAAAGUAGUGCUGCAACGAUUAAUCGAUUAACUCGAGUAUUCGAUCAGAAAAAAAUAUUCGUACUAAAUUUUGUUGCUUCGAGUAUUCGUUUAAUUGAAGUGACAUUGUAAUGGUUGAUUUUAAAAGUGUAUUUAAUUUUACUGAUGAGGGUGGAUACAAUGCCCUCUGGUCUGCAUCUUUUUACAUGGCUGAAUCCAACUGCUCCUUGUUAAGACCAACAUAAGCUAAGUUUUUGUUUGAGCGAAUGUUUUUUUAAUGCAUUCUUAAUUUAGUUUGUUGGUAUAUUUAGCCGUUUUUUUGUGGGAAUAUGUGUCUGAAUGAGUUAAGAGCAUUGUAAAAAAAAAAAAAAAAAAAAAAACCUUUAGCAUUUUAUAGCAUUUAAGCUAGCAGACUUUUUCUAUCCAAGUUAUCCUCAUUUAAAAAAAAAAAAAAUUAAUAUCGUUUGAGGCUCAGCUCAGGUGUUUUAAUUUUUCAUGUUCCUUAUCCGAUUACGCGAACAAACUAGUCCAUCGAUUAAUCGACUACUAAAAUAUUCGAUAGCUGCAGCCCUAUAGUAAAGCAAAUGUGACACACAGAACGGCUUGCUAAAAUUUGCUUAAAUAUAUUGUUCUACGUAAAGGACGUCAGCUAAGGUCGGCCCCCCACAUUUUUACCACACCAAAUCUGGCCCCCUUUGCAAAAAGUUUGGACACCCCUGCUUUAACACAAUGAAAAGUAGUCUGUGUGCAGCUUAUAUAAUAUAGUUAAUUUAUUUUCGCCUCAAAAUAACUAAGCCAUU
Molecule: messenger RNA, 2777 nt
Organism: Corythoichthys intestinalis (scribbled pipefish)
Lineage: Eukaryota; Metazoa; Chordata; Actinopteri; Syngnathiformes; Syngnathidae
Product: zinc finger protein 227-like
Exons: 4
Coding region: 115-1206 (363 amino acids)
Biological process (GO): regulation of transcription by RNA polymerase II
Molecular function (GO): RNA polymerase II cis-regulatory region sequence-specific DNA binding; DNA-binding transcription factor activity, RNA polymerase II-specific
Source: RefSeq, a predicted model, not a curated record